Messenger RNA from Mya arenaria, 22726 nucleotides. Its product is annotated as serine-rich adhesin for platelets-like. The transcript has 71 exons. The record is from RefSeq and is a predicted model, not a curated record. Gene Ontology annotation, molecular function: protein binding; calcium ion binding. Bases 802 to 19857 code for a protein of 6351 amino acids. Gene Ontology annotation, biological process: heterophilic cell-cell adhesion; establishment or maintenance of epithelial cell apical/basal polarity. Gene Ontology annotation, cellular component: protein-containing complex; plasma membrane. Lineage: Eukaryota; Metazoa; Mollusca; Bivalvia; Myida; Myidae.
GUGACGCACGUGCAUUUCUCUCGUAUUUCCCAGCCGAGCUGACAUUAACUUAACGGCAAACGGCAAGGUAUUGAUGGAUUGAAAUAGAAAACUCCCAUUAUCAUACAUGAGCGUUGAAGUGAAAUUACGGUCUAAGUGUUGAAAGUGAUACCUUUAUGGUAUGUGGUAGUCACUUUAUUGGAGAUGUAUUUUAAGAUGUAGGGCGGAACCGACUCACUCAUCAAAGUCAGUGAAGUAAAUACAGGAAGUAAACAAGAGCAUUGAAGAAAGUUUUAAAAAAAAUCCUCAAGCUUGUGUAUAGUGAUAUUGGAAUACGCUCUUACAUGAUCUUUUCUUGUGUGUGAAACCUUCAUGGAUUUAUAUCAUUUACCUAAAAUUGCUUUGAAUGUUUCAAAAGACCAUUAUAACGGAUAAUAAUGGCUUUUGGAGUUUACAUAAUCAUAUCUACUUGGCCAAACAUAGGCACAGACUUCAUGUACCAAGUUUGUUUUCAAAUACAGUGUCAUGUAUAAUUUAAAACAUUUUGUUCCGGAAUUAACUCAAUGUGUGUGUAUGAAGCUGGAAUAUUAGAUAAGAAAUUUCAAAAUCAAUUUUGACUUGCAUAGCUCGAUCGAUAUUGUGGUGAAUUGCUAAAACAAUGCCAAACCGGUUUACCACCACGUGAGAAACAUUAUACCGGUAACGUUAAUCGAGUUGUACCGUUGUUGUCGUCUGUAAUAAAAUACACGUGCAUGAAGUUGCUGUGAUGCUGACCGCGGGUGUGGGAACUGACCACUGACCGUGGAGAUUGACCACUGACCAAUGCUGCUGUGGCCGCUUGUGUUUCUGGUUACUGCCCUCGACCCUGCAACAUCACAGUUGGUGAGAGAGUAUGAGUUUGAUCUGAAGUACCACGAGGCCGACACGCCCUGGCUCACUUGUCCUCCAGGCUGGCAGAAAUUUGGCGUUGAGUGUUUCAAGGUGUUCAUAGAACAGGUCACAUUUUCUGAAGCUGAGGACAUUUGUAUAAGGUCUGGCAGUUUGAUCGUCAAAGUUUCAGGACUGAGCAAAAACCAAGUGAUCGGUAAAAGAGUGCAGAACAUAGGUCAGACUUCAACAUACUGGAUUGGUCUUCAAAGAAAGAGGUCUGGUGUUUGGCAGUGGUCAGGCGGCCAAAAAGCCAGUAUAUAUGAGGGAAUAUGGCAGAUAGGUGAACCCACGAUCACAGGUGAUCACCGUGACCUUUGUGUUGCUGUUGAUGUGGGUCAGAAUGGAGGGGGACAGUUCCGUUGGAGGGCUACAGGUUGUGGCACCAGGCUGGGGUUUGUGUGCGAGAUGCAGGCCUGUGGGGUUGGGGAUAUACGAUGUGGGGACGGAGCCUGUGCCCCGGGCUCAGGAAUGUGUGACGGGGUGCCAGACUGCUCGGAUGGCAGUGACGAGAUUGGCUGUGACAUAGAAAAAGUAUGCAACAAGUGCAGUAUUUAUGAAGCUGUUCGGUGUUGCAUGAAUUCAGGGAAUGAAUGUGGAGGCAAGGUUCUGGCAACAGAUACAAAGUCUGGCAUCACGGUGACAUAUCCUGGAGCUGGAAUAACGGAGUACCCACCUCUACAGAGAUGUCACUGGACCCUGGAGGGACCCAGGGGAUACACCAUACAUAUAGAGUUCAGUCACUUUGAUACAGAGGAAGAUUUUGACAUUGUCAAAGUGUUGGAUGGGGUGGGGACAGGGGCACCAAUACUUGGGGAGUUUUCUGGGUCUUCACCCCCUCCUGCCCUCUGGUCGACCUCUCCAGCUGUCCUAGUGACCUUCACCUCUGACCAUAGCAAGGCAGCCACUGGCUUCAACUUUACAUGGAGAACUGUUCCACUACCAAAGAUGGGAGAGUUAUCUGCCACUUUCAGUCCCCAACAAAUUAUCUCCCCUAUUCCUCAGAGUCAUGGCAACCAGCAGCUGAGUUGGAAUGUUACUGCUAAUGUGGGAAGGAUCAUAACCAUAAUAAUCACACGAGUGGAACCAGGCUCCGGAGGAUGGCUAGAGCUACGAGAUGAUGUCGACACUGAAGCUACAAUGAUCUCCCAAUACACCGAACUCACACAACAUGACGUUGUCUUUUCCACUGGAGGCAGCGUGUACAUUCACUUCAGUCCUAACAUCUCGCACCCAUCGUGGGGGAUUAACUUUACAUAUCAUUCAGGUUGUGACUUGAAGUUGACCUCAGGGUUUGGCCAGCUGAGGUCACCAGGGUUCUCUAUUGGAGCCUACCCAGGGGGUUUGAACUGCACCUUCACUCUGGAGGAUCAACUCUCCAGGCAUAGGACACUCAUCUUCAACUCCUUUGACACAGAGGAUACUUAUGACUAUGUACAGAUUGCUGAUAUGCCUAACCUUGCUCCCCUGAGUGGUCAGCCAGAUGAGGUGUCCUGGUCAGUGGAUGGUCAGCUGGUGUUCAAGUUUGUAACUGACCAACAGGUGUCCCGGACAGGCUGGUCAGCAGCCUUCUCUUUUGAUUGCCAUGACAACAGAUCUCAUCCUGCUCACUUGACUGUGUCCAAUAGGACAGUCCCGUUCGGGUCUUCUUCAAGCUACAACUGUGAUACUGGCUACCACAUAGUGGGUGCCAGCCAGCGCCACUGUGAUAUCGGGGGAGUGUGGAGAACACCCCUCCCAUCAUGCAAAUUAAUAUACUGCGGUCCACCAGAGACACUAACCAAUGGAGUGCUGGAGAUGGUUACCAGCAGAUACAUGUACAACAAAGGCACUGCCCACUAUUCAUGCCAGCUUGGCUACCAGAUGGAAGGGUCAGGGGUCAUCAAAUGUACUAUUGAUGGCUGGGAACCACUGCCCAUCUGCAUGCCUGUAUCCUGCCCUAAGUUGCUGCCACUACAUUUUGGGAGAACACUGACACCCUUCUACUACCAUCACCUUAAGCGUGUGCUGUUUGAGUGUAGCCAGGGAUACCGACUGGUGGGCUAUGGUGCUGCAGAGUGUAGAGUGAAUGACACUGGUCAUGCCCACUGGUCCCAUCCCCACCCGCAGUGUCUUCCAGAAACAGAAGUGUUUUGUGAUGAGAUCAAACUACCUCAUGGAAGUGUAAAUAUCAGUGGACCAAUCAAAGCAGGGCAAACUGUCCAUGUGACCUGUAACCAUGGAUACCAUCUGACUUCAUCUUAUGACAUCAUUUCUUGUACCGAGGAAGGAAGUUACAGCAAUGAAAUACCACUGUGUGAAGAUAUAGAUGAAUGUGGGAAUAGCCCCUGUGGUGACCAUGAGUGUCUGAAUAUAGAGGGGUCAUUCUGGUGCCUGUGUCAGCCUGGCUUCUACCAUCUCAAUACCUCAUAUGUCCUCUGUACUGACAUUGAUGAAUGCAAGGUGGACAAUGGCGGUUGUGAGCAGCAGUGUGUGAACACAGCUGGGGGGUACCGGUGUGAGUGUGAGAGUGGUGCCCGCCUUUAUAAUGAGACCACCCCCAUCACGUUGGGAUCUAAAGUUCUGCUGCCCAACAGAACAUGCUACGUGCUUUGUUCAGCCCCUGACCCAAGUGAGUUGGAUGUAUUUUAUACAAUUGAUUCUGUCCAAGAUGGCAGCUACAUCAACACCACCUCCUUAUGGGCCCAGUGUCCUAGUAAUGCUCUCACUGAUGGAGGAACUGGUCCAAUACAUUGUCAGUCUGAUGGCAGCUGGUCAGAAGAGCUUCCAUCAUGUAUAGUGCAGAAAUGCCAACACUUGCCACAACCUCAAAAUGGUGCGGUGAUCUACACAGCUGACAUGGAGUUGGGUAGCUUUGCACGCUAUGCUUGUAAGCAUGGUUACUAUCUCCAAGGCAACUGGCAUCGCUACUGUGAGCUGGGGUAUGAAAAUGGGCAGCUUACACCACUGUGGACGGGACAAGAUUCAAAUUGUCUACCUGUGGAAUGUGGUCAUCCACCAGACAUUGACAAUGGUAUUUUGAGGGCAACAUCGGUCAUGUAUGGUGGAGUGGCUAUAUACUUCUGUCUCCCUUACUAUGAGCUCAAGGGUGGGGACACUAGGAUGUGCCAGGCAGAUGCCUCGUGGAGCUCUCAGCUUAUUCAGUGUAUUGCCCAGACCUGUCCUCAGCCAGUUGUGAGUGAGGAUGUUACCAUGACAACAACCACAAGUGUGUAUGGUCUUGGAGAUCAGAUACGGUUUACUUGCUCUAAGGAGGGAUACCAGAUAUCAGAUCCAUUUCCAAGGAUAUGUCAGUUGGGUAUUAUGGAGAUGGAACCAUACGUCACAGUGCCUGUGUACUCUACCACACUGACCUUGACCUUCACAGACAGUGUUGAUACAGACUGUGUGUUCAAUUACACUAGUCAAUUAAAAUCCAAUUUAGCAGAUGCCUGGGAAGAUGGGAUAUUCAAGUGUGGCAGUCUAGUUGACCUUCAGUUGUCUUCUAAAGGCUCUGAACUCAACAUCUUGAAUCCAAACCAGGAAACUAUUGUUAUGGUGCUGAACUUUACACCUGAUUCCAGUGUCAUUGAUAUGACUUUGAAUACCUCGUGUUUGGAACAGUUAGGACAAGCCUUGCUGAGUGGUACCUAUGCCAACCAACUGUAUUUAUUUAAGAAUGGCAGUCAUCAGUGUCCAUCGAUACCAGUAAGUGCAAGUAGUCGCACACUUGGGUCCUGGAACUAUGAUUGCAGCACAGGAAUACUACAGUCUGCCACCGGUCUCUGUGUUCAUGUUAAGUCAGAGCCUAAUCCUCUGUCUAUCAAAGAAACUCCAGAAAAUCCGGCCCAAAAUAUUACUACAAGUUUCAUAAACUUGACAGCAUAUAACCAUUACCUGGAAAGCUCUGUUAUAGCAUAUGGUUCUUCUUACAUCCCACUGAUGUCUGCAGAAGAAGAGAGAACUACGGCAAAUCAUCUUUUCAUAUCUUCCUCUGUUAUAGCCUCAGUAAUGCUUUUAUAUCCACACUAUUCCACUGCAUUAGGGCUCUUAUAUAGUGCCAACAUUACUACACUAGAUUAUAGCAUGCCCUUGCACUCUGCACAUUUACAGAAUUUCAGCACUGUGCAAAGCCAGUCUACAGAAAGUGGGCUUUUUUCAUCUUUGUAUGCUAACUCACAGUAUUUCCCAAUUUUGGGCAGUCAUCCUUCCAUCAGCGGACAUUACUUAGCUUCUUCAACAGGUGGACAUUACUUGUCCUCUUCCACAAGUGGACAUUACUUGUCCUCUUCCACAAGUCAUCAUUACUUGUCCUCUUCUACAAGUGGACGUUUCAUGACCCAUUCCACAAAUGGAAAUUACUUGACCCCUUCCACAAGUGGACAUUACUUGUCCUCUUCCACAAGUGGACAAUACUUGACUCGUUCCACAAAUGGACAUUACUUGUACUCUUCCACAAGUCAUCAUGACUUGACCUCUUCCACAAGUGGACAUUACCUGUCCUCUUCCACUAGUCAUCAUUACUUGACCUCCUAUACAAGUGGACAUUACUUGUCCUCUUCCACAAGUGGACAAUACUUGACCCCUUCCACAAGUGGACAUUACUUGUAUUCUUCCACAAGCCAUCAUGUCUUGACCCCUUCUACAAGAGGACAUAACUUGUACUCUUCCACAAGUCAUCAUGACAUGUCCUCUUUCACAAGUGGACAUUACUUGACCUCUUCAACAAGUGGACAUUUCUUGACAUCUUCCACAAGUGGACAUUACUUGACCUCUUCAACAAGUGGACAUUUCUUGACAUCUUCCACAAGUGGAAACUUCUUGACAUCUUCCACAAGUGGACAUUACUUGACCUCUUCAACAAGUGGACAUUUCUUGACAUCUUCCACAAGUGGACAUCUCCUGUCCCCAUUUCCAUCAAGCUAUUCUUCUAUCUCAAAUGCAAGCAGCAACGUGCAUGUUAAAUCAGUUAAAACUACAUCUGCAUCAAGAGAAGAUCUUUACUCUUCAGAACAAUUGCACGGCUUUGGUGAUGUUGAUGUUGCAAAAGAGCAUAUUUCUAUCGGAAAAGGUUCAUCAGCAUCUUACUGGCCACACUUUGGUAUGAACACUCAAAGCAUGUCUGCACAAUCUGGGCACAGUAGUUUGCAGAAUAGUUCUUUUGAGAUAUUGACUGAAGGAAAAUACACCAAAUACCUUGAGACAGUUUCAAAACUCCCAUCUUUGACUUUGAGCAUGAAAAGAAGUGGCAAGUACACUAGGCCACAAGGUGCAUUAGAUUCAGAGAAGUCACAUAUAUCAAUGACCCCGCUUUAUGAGACAGGAACAGCAUCAAUAUCUAUAGCAAUAGUAGAUGAGUACAUAUUGCCAGAGGUUGAUAAAGACUUUGGAUCUUCCGUGGAAGUAUCGUUAGUGACAGAUUACAUUCACCAAGCUAUAGAAACACCUGAAAAUGGAGGAGUAUACAAACCCAAAUUAAAAAAGAUGUCAACUUAUUCAGAUAUUUUCCCUUCAUUUUCUGAGAAGAGUUUUGAAAAUGUAAAGAUAUUUCAAACAUCAGUAUUUCAAGGUCUAACAUCUGAAUUCAAGGAAACAAAACAAUCACCAUAUGGUAGCAACAAGUUUGUUGAUAUGAACAUUUUGACAUCCAUAUCUCGUUUGUUUUCAAAAUCACUAGAAACUGCAAAAUUGCAUUUUCUAAACCCAGAUGCAUCACAGUAUGUUUCAAAGUUUGAAACGUCUUCAUAUGGGUCUCAGAAAUCUGCUUCUUUUUUACAGACAUCAGUGAUUCCAAAUAUAUCUGUAUACUCAGUUCUGCAAAGUAAAAAGAUAUUUCUCAUUUCAUCUGUAUCUCCUCUCCCAACACUUAUACAUUCUCCAACAUUGACACUGGCUUCAAUUGUUUCAGCUUCACUUUCCAUGUACAGAAUUCUUCCAUUUGAAUCAUCUUUAUCAAAGGUAUACCCAUUAGACUCAUUGAUAGAAUCAUCUUUGUCCAACAUAUUUCCAUUAAAAUCAGUUAAUAAAUCAUCUUUUCUAAAUGUAUCCCCAUCAAACUCAAUAUUUGAAUCAUCUAUAUCAAACAAACCCCCAUUAAAACCAAUGUUAGAAUCAUCUUUGUCAACAGUAUCUCCAUUAAAAUCAAAUUUUACAGUCAAGUUUGCAUCAAAAUCAAUAGUUGAAUUAUCUUUGUCAUUGUUUUUUCUAUCAAAAUCAUUAAUUGAAUCAUCUUUAUCAAAUAUAUCUCCAUCAAAAUCCGCCUAUGAAUCAUCUCUUUUAAACAUAUCUUCAUCAGAUUUACUGUUUAAAUCAUCUUUAAUGAAGUUAUCUAGUUCAAAAACAUCUUCACAAAAGUUAUCUCUAUCAAAACCAUAUCCAUCAAAGGUUUCUCAAUCAAAAACAUUUUCAUUAAAGGUAUCUCCAUCAAAAUCAUCUAUUCAUAAAGUAUCUGCAUCUAAAUCAUCUGAAGUAUCUCCAUCAAAAUUAACUUUAUCCAAGGUGUCUCCAUCAAAAUCAUCUUCAUCAAAGGUAUCUCCAUUAAAAUCAUCAUCAAAAGUAACUUCAUCAAAAUCAACUUUAUCAGAGGUGUCUCCAUCAAAAUUGUCUUCAUCAAAGUUGUCUCCAUCAAAAUCAUCUCCAUCAAAGAUAUCUGCAUCAAAAUCAUCUUCAUUAAAGAUUUCCCCAUCAAAAUCAACUUCAUCAAAGAUACCUCCAUCAAAAUCAACAUCAAAAACACAUAUUUCUGAAUUGUUUUCAAUAAAGAUAUCUGCAUCAAAAUCAUCUUUUUUGAAUAUAUCUGCAUCAAAAUCAUCCUUAUCCCAGGUAUCUUCAUCAAAAUCACCAAUUAAAUCAUCUUCAUCAGAAGUGUCACCAUUUAAAUCAUCUUCUUCAAAGGUAUCUCCAUCAAAUUCAGACUUAUUGUUUAAGUCCCUCACAAAUGUUGGAACAUUUAUUUUCAAACCUGAUGUCCAAAUAGCCUCUUUACUUUUGCUGCAGCCAUUAGAAGCUUCACCAACAUUACCAUCAUUGUUGCCAUUAUCAUUAUCCUCCUCCUCAUUAUCAUCUUACUAUCAAUCUCCAUCAAACAUUGUUUCUCUAUUUGCAUCAGUAUCAAGUUUUCUAUCUUUGUCUACAACAUUCCAAACAUUAAUAACAGAUUCAACAAUUUCUUUAACAAAUUACAAUAUAUUUUGGAAAGGCCAUGCAUCUGAAUACAAUUUUGAAAAAUCUUCUCAACAAGAUGAAUCCUCACUUUCUAAGCAGUCGUCAUCAGCAUCAACAUCAACAUCAUCUUUUUUAUCCAUCUCCUCAUCAACAUCCUGUUCAUUGUUGUCAUUGCCAUCACAGUCAGCUUUAUCAUCAUUAUUAUCAUAUUCAAUAUCAUCAUCACCAUCAUUGUCAUCUUUGCCAUCAUCAUCAUCGUCAUUAUCAUCAUUGUCAUCUUUGUCAUCAGCAUCAUUAACAUCUUCAUCUUUCUUGUCCUCAUCUUCAUUGCUGCUGUUGUCAUUGUCAUCAUUAUCAGCAGCAUUAUCAUCAUCAUCGUCAUUGUCAAAAUCAUUCUCUACUGCAGUACAUGCUGAAAGAUUUGAGUUGGAAACAAUGAAAGGCUCAUUUUCUCCUACUAAAUUAACACCAUCUCCUUAUGGUCAAUCAAUAUCCUUGAUGAUCCACCAGCAUACAACACAAUCUCCACAUAAACAUAGAUUUAAUUUUGGAGACAUCAUUGCCUCAUGGGAAAAACAUUUCAGUCCAGCUGUUGGACACUUGCAACCAUCGAUUAUAGAUGCCACAGAUUCAAAAUUUCUAAUGACUUCUGUUAAUGCCAAAAUGAACUUUUCUAUUGGAAUUUCAACUAAAGCACUAAUGCAUGAUUUUACUCUGAAAGAAUUAUUCAUUCACAAUAUAGUUAAAGUAGAUCAGUCACAGGCCAUACUAGAUAAAGGACGUGCUAUAAUAGCACAAGUACCAUCCACAACCUCAAUGACUUCUUCACAGGAAAUGGAAAUGUCAUCAUCCUUGCUAUUGAGUGAUUUCAUAUCAACACAGAAAAGUCAAAAAAAUAUAUGGGAUGUAAAUUCAAUAUUGCCUAGCAGCAGCAAGCUAGCUUAUUUGUCAACUUCUGCUUUUGGAAGCACUGCUGGGGAUGGUGUUGAAUUUGUUAUACAUGUUUCAACAUUAUAUAUGGGUAUGUCAGGUUCUGCAGGAUCCAGAAUGCAUGUGGAUUAUAUGGGUUCAUUACAUCCAUCCUCUUCAUCUUUUGAAAAUCAUAUUGAAUAUUUUGACGCCACAGAAGAAAUGAAAAGAAAAGUCUUAAACAUACAUACAAAUUUUGGUCUUCAAGAAAACCAAGAAAGCAUUCUUGAUGAAACAAAUGUGAUAGAAAGGCCAGAACAGACAGAAUCUUCACAGGAAACCUUAGAAAGAAAACAUCUGGAUUCUUUGAACUAUGAAUUAUAUUCAACUGCUACAUUUAUAGUAGCCCCAUUUACAGAUAUAAAUGUGGAAUAUUCGAUACAGUCUGACAGUGUUGAUGCUGAUAUCAAACUUCUCAAAAUUCCUGUAUUCAAGACAGAAACUCCAAGAGAAUCAUUACAAGUCGAACAUACAGUCUCUUUGAACCAUAAACUAUUUGCAACUGCCACUGAUGUUAAUAAGCAGGAAGAAUAUAUCUCAAUAAAAAUCCCAGGAAGAACUUCAGUUUUCUCAGAUGUUCAAAUAGAUUCAAGCUGGACACAACUUGAUAAACCAAAUCUAAUGCUUUCAGGCUCUUUGGACACUUCACAAGGGAAAAUACAAGUUCUCCUUGAGUCUGAUAAGACUUCUUUAAAUUCAAUGCAGCUAGCAUCUUUAGUUCAAUAUGCAGAAGACACACCUGUUGACAGUGACAAAGAGAAAACCAAGUUUAGAAUAAAUCCAACACCAGCUUCCUUGUUUGAUAAUUUGACUGAAACUUCUGAUGACAUUGACCAAACGUUCGAAGAGAGUAAUGCUUCUCAGGCAACAGUAUACUUUGGUGUAGAAGAAGAAAAGUCCAAUAAUGGAGGAACAAACAUAGCUGAAAAGGGGCAUGGCUUGGAUUCUGAAUUUUCCAGUCCAGCUGUGGUGUCUGACUCUAUGUUGGUGGAUCAUUCUGUUCAGUGUUCUUGUGUACAUGUUGAUACACCUCUCUUUGAUGCUGAUUUCUUUCUGUACCCAGGGCCAGUAUCGGAGGUGAUUGUUGAUUUUAGACUAUGGACAUCAAUGUUAGCAAUGACAACUCCAUGUUUCACUAGUCUGAAGGAAGUCCUGCAGCAGGCUACCCAGGUCAUUGUGAAUGACCUUGACCUUGCCACCCUGUGUCCUGAGACUCCUGCAAUUAUACUGGCUAACACAACAGGGGCAUUAAAUUUUACUUCUGAAUGGAUUGCAGUCCACAUACCAUUUUUCUUGCACAGCAAAACAUACCCUUACCCACUAAUUUUUAAUUGUGCCCGCCUUGUACAACAGCAAUUCUCUGAUUCAUUCAAAACAACUCUGAACAAUAUAACUGUAAGCAAGUUGACUGCUGAAAGUUGCCCUGAGAUGACUUUCAACUCUAGUUAUUUUGAGAAUAAUGUGCCUCUGACACUGUGUCAGCCAGGCUACAAGUUUCAUGACCCAUCUGGGCAGUGUAUGUAUUGUGGGGACUGCCAGCCAGUAACACCUUCAACAACAAUGUCAGCAGCACAAACAACAUCAUCAACAAUAGAGGCAACAACACCAACAACAGAAGCUACAACCCUGACAACAGCAGCAUCAACGCACAAAACAACAUCUAUAACUAGCACCAAUACCACCACCACAACAAUAAAAACAGAGCCAACACCAACAAACCCAAUAACAACAACAGAACCAACAACAACCUCCAUUGCAACAACAGCAUCAUCGUCAACAGAAGCAAUGACACCAACUUCUACCACCACAGUCUUAUCAACAACAACAACCAUGAUGCUAUCAACAACCACAUCUGCUGGAACAACACCACAAACAGUUCAUUGCGACGCAGGGUAUGGGCUUGCAUUGAAUAUGACCCAGUGUGAGGAGUGUGAGGUAGGGACGUACAAUGAUGGGCUCGGUCAUCAACCUGACCUGUGCAAGAAAUGUCCACUUGGUUACACCACCCAGCUGACAGGACAGGAAAACUGCAGUGUUCCAGUUCAAGAGGAAGUUGCACCAGCAAUCCAAUCAAUGAGUAUCAGUGUUGAGUUAAGCUUUUUCACCACCCUUGAUAACUGUUCUGAUAACCUGGCACCCAUACAAGACACGGUUGAUACUGCAGUCAGAGACUUGUUCAAGUCCAGUAGGGAUGAGAAAUAUGCAGAUGAGAAGUCAUUCUGCUCUGCAAAUUGUACCAAUAUGGAAGUAGAAUUUGUCUCUUGCAACUUGCUGGUAAACCCACAUCAAAGGAAGAGAGCGGACAUUUUGCACCAUCUUGUGUUUAUCCUAACAUUUAGUAAUGUCAGCCCGACAACGACAGAUAAGGUGGACAGCAGUGAGGUUUUAACUGUUACUGUGAUUGCCUACAUCUUGCAUGUUAACCGCACAAACUUAGAUGUCCGCAGUCAGGAUGUUGAGGUUCGGUUCAACAACUACACAUUACCUGUGGUGCAAGUUACAAGCUGCUUUCCAGGCCAUUUCCUUCAGGAACAAAACUGCGCCGAGUGCAUUCCAGGCCAGUACAGUACAGGUGGGGAGAAGUGUGUGGACUGCCCAACUGACAGUUUCCAGAAUCUGACUGGACAAGCUGCCUGCAUACAAUGUCCUCAAUACACAUAUAAUGAUGAGACUGGGUCAACCAGUGAGACACAGUGUCUUAACUGGUGUGAAACAAAUCCAGCACAGUGUAACAAAGGAGGCAAAUGUGUAUCAAUUGGCCGGCGAGCAGCGAAGUGUGAAUGUUUCCAAGGCUACCAGGGAGAGUUCUGUGAAGAAACAGUUGCCUCUACCGCUGGUCCAGAAUCCACAACAUCUACUUCAUCUACUACAUAUGCCACCUCUUCAUUCUCCGUACAAUCAACCCCAGGCACAACUGAAAUCACAUCCCAAACAUUAAAAACUUCAUCUACUAAGACGCCUCCUGUUGUAACAUCAGGAUCGACUAAGCCAUCUUCUGUUGAUACGACAACAUCAUCCAGGACAUCUUCUGGUGAAACAACAGUAACAGCAUCAACUCAGACAUCUCCUGUUGAAACAACAGCAUCAACUCAGACCUCACCUGGUGAAACAACAGUGACAGCAUCAACUCAGACAUCUCCUGUUGAAACAACAGCAUCAACUCAGACCUCAUCAGGUGAAACAACAGCGACAGCAUCAACUCAGACAUCUCCUGUUGAAACAAAAGCAUCAACUCAGACCUCACCUGGUGAAACAACAGCGACAGCAUCAACUCAGACAUCUCCUGUUGAAACAACAGCAGCAACUCAGACAUCUCCUAUUGAAACAACAGCGACAACUCAGACAUCUCCUGUUGAAACAUCAGUGACAGCAUCAAAUCAGACCUCUCCAGUUGUAACAACAGCAUCAACUGACAUAUCUCAUGUUCAAACGACAACAUUAACUCAGACAGCUCCUACAAAAUUAACAGCAUCAACUCAAACAUCUUCUGUUGAAAUGACUUCAUCAACUCAGACAUCUUCUGUUGAAACGGCAGCCUCAACCCAGACAUCUAAUGUUAGCACUUCAGCCUUGACUACCACUGUAUCUCAAAGCUCAGAACAGACAUCUGCUGAAUCUUUAACAAGCUCUGCAGUUGUGUCAGAAAUAACAUCUGCCUCAACCACGAGUAGUGUACCAACCACAGACGUUAAGGUCACAACUACAACAACUGUUCCCUCCAAAAUCACUUCUAAUGAACCAAAACAGACCACCAGUAAUGUGGAUUCCACAUCUACAAAAACAUAUGACAAGUCUUCAACAAGUUUGACAACUACUAUAUCUUCCGAGAUAUCAAGUGACUCUACAGCAGUUUCAGAUUUAACAACUACAGAGAGUGAGCUAACAAGACCAUCUGAUUCUACUAUCCAGCAAACCACAACAGGAGAGUUUAAAGAAACAACUUCUGAUAGAGUUACAUCAACUGAAAGCAAAACAAGCAUUGUUUCUACCACUGAGCCAGCCUCUACUACUGCUGCUGCCUUUAAUUUUUCACAGUGUGAUACAUUAGUGAAUUCAGCGGACUUCAAGUCUAGACCUGUUUUAGAUUUCACAAAGCAGCAGAUACAAUUAAAAUUCAGCACAGUACUAGAAACAUCAACUGUAAAUGAAUUUUGCCAGAAUAAGUAUUCUGGCGCCUUAAAUAUAAUUUUGUCAGAAAGAGAAAAUGAAAUUAAUAACCAGGCAGGUGUUGAAGUGAAAUGCUUAUCUGAAGGAUUCUACCUGUUGCUGGAUACUGUCAUCAAGCAAGUCCCUGGCAAUGAGAUAAAUGUUGACCUGAGAGUUUCUGUAACUGCAUUGGCUGAAGCAGAUAUUGGUACAAAUGACAUGAGUUAUUGUGUAGGGGUUGUGUCAACAUACAAAGACAUUGAGUUGGUACCAUGCCUCUUGCGAUCUGAGACAGUUGAUGUUGGGGGAGAAUGUGACACCAUUAGUGUCAAGGACAACAUGUUUUCCACAUACAGUAUGGCAGUAGUUUGUGCUGAUGGCUGGGUAUCAUCUGGAUUAAAUACAUGUAAACAAGUUUCUGUAACACAGACCCCUGUUGAGCUUACCACACAAGCUCUUUUGACAACUGGUGUGGAAGAAACAACUAAUGGAUCAACUGAGACUUCAACCCAACAGCUGAAAACAACAACAUAUGAGUUAACAACACAGUCUACACCAGUUGAAGAAACUUCAACAGAAAAAGGGACAUCAACCGUGGAUGAAACAUCAACCUUAGAAGCAACAACUGCUAAAACAAUUUCAACUGUAACACCUCAUUCAACUGAGACAGUCAUAACAACAGCAAAAGAAGCUCAUAGUUCUACUGAAACCCUAUUCACAGAUGUUUUCAAUAAUUCAGCUACACCAACUUCAAUGUUUGAGGAAACUACACAUUCUGAAACAACUCUGUCCUCAUCUAUCAGCGCAAAAACCACCUCAAUUUUCAUUGAAGAUACAAGCACUUCAUCCAAAAUAGUAACAAAAACAACAGCAACUACUACAACAUCCACUGGUGUAUCUGCAACUGGUAUUCUAGAGACAACAUCCUCUCCACCUGAAUUGACCACAUCAGAUGAGCCAGGCACAAGAACUACAUCCUCUUCAUCAGCAGUUACAGGAAAGCCAGGUUCAACCACAAUUGCAGAUACUGUCAGCUCCACAGCAUCUACAUCAGAAUCUACAUUGGUCACAACAGAAACAACAACAGAGGCAACUGAAUUAUCAACAACUGUUGAUACAACCUCUACAACAGGUAUUCCAGUAACAUCAGGUUUAACAUCUUCAUUUACUUCAUCACCACCGACAUCAAUUGUGACUUCAACCACAGAGACUCCUUCUAGUGCAACAACAACAUCCACUUCCAUGGGGACAACAUCAACUACCAAAAAUCCAUAUGUACAGCUGACCUGCUAUAUCUGUGAAAAUGAAAGAAAUGAUAUUGACUGCAAGAUUAAAUAUGGAUCUUGCCCUCCUAGUGACUACAAUGAUCCUGUGUGCUACACUCGAGUUAACUACAGCAGCAGAAGGGUGUCCAAGAUCGACAAGUCGUGCAUGAGUCGUAGUCAGUGUGAAAUGCAAAGUAAUAGCAACUGCGAUCCAAGCAGCAACAGUCCAGUGUGUAAUUAUUGUUGUGACACAGCCCAGUGCAACUAUAAUACACAAUUUCUGGACUUUGGUGGGAAGGGCAGGCGCAGGAGAUCUGUGACUGUGAAUAGUGCACAGGGGAUGACAGUUACAUCAGGGCAUUGGAACACAUCAAUACCAGAGUGUAUAGAUGUGACAAAGCCUAUGUUCCAAGACUGUCCUGUGGAUGCGAUAACAACACAGCCUGGAGAACCAAUCAACAUCUCCAUUCCUGUUGCCACGGACAACUCGGGCUUGCCAUUACAUAUCACUGUGCAGCCUGUUAAUUUCACCACUCCAUACUUUACCUCACAGGAUGUGACAAUUACAUUCUAUGCAAGUGAUGACAUGCAGAACAUUGCAAUGUGUACAGUACAUAUAAAAGUGCAGGAGUCAGAUCCCUGUCAAUCCCUGAUCACCCCUGUCAAUGUAAUGAUGACCUGUAAGAUGGGGACAGAAGAUGGGGUGUCUACAAACUCCUGUGAGGCUAGCUGUGUGCCUGGAACUGUCCCUGUUGUGCCUCUUCAGAACCCCUACACAUGUACACAGAAAGAGGGAUGGAGUAACUCAUCCAUACCAGACUGUGUACCAGAGGAAUAUGGGCAGUGUCCAAUGCAGAGGUACAAUGUAUCGUGGUCAGUGUCCGGUCUGCAAAAUGACCGCAGCUGCAGUCUUCAAUUGGAAGACAUCAAGACCGGAAUAUGGUCCAGAGUGUCCGGUCAGCCAGUCAUUGACAUCUCAUCAAACAUAUUUACUUCCAGUAGUAAGCAAUUUCGAGCAGUCUUCACCAUGUCAGUAGAACAACGCAGCGAACGAUGCCUAGAUCUUCUUAACACCACUGUGCUCGACAAUAUUGUCAUAGGGAGCUCGUGUGGGGAUAAAGUUAACCUCACCGCCCCACAAAUGGCCCCUCCUACAAUCCAUUGUGGGCCCACCAUGAUUUUACCACAGGAAACUUUGAGCUUGAAGGGCCUUUGUUGGCCAUGUCCGAGAGGUAUGAAGGUGAUGGGGGGCAUUUGUCAGUUGUGUCCCAUGGGUUAUUACCAUGAUCACCAGUCAAACACAACAUGUGUAGCCUGCCCAAAGGGAACCUCCACCAGAGGUACUGGGGCAAAUGCAGUUGAAAAAUGUGUUGCUAAGUGCACUGCUGGUCACUUCUCUCCCACUGGACUUGUACCUUGUGCCUCCUGCCCUCAGCACCACUACCAACCAGACUCUGCACAGACUAGUUGCCUACCUUGCCCUCGUAAUAACUGUACAGUUGGGACUGGAAGCAAUCAACUAGCAGAAUGCACUGAGAGCCACUGUGACAUGUGUAGCAGAUCACCAUGCCGACACGGAGGAGUCUGUAAACUGGCUGACACCUACACAGGCUACAGCUGUGAUUGUCGUCAAGGUUACACAGGACCAAAAUGUCAGUUCAGAGUUAAUCCCUGUGAUUCCGCAUUGUGUAACCAUGGCAACUGUGUGGGUGACCCAAUCCAGCUACACUGGCACUGUGUCUGCUAUCCAGGAUUCACUGGAGACAAGUGUCAUGAGAACCUUGAUGACUGCGGAGGCCAUGAGUGUAAAAAUGGUGGUUUAUGUGUAGACCUGGUCAACGGAUACAUUUGUAACUGUACGGGUACUGGUUACCAUGGCAGCAGGUGUGAAAAGAAACUAGAGCAGUGUCACUAUGACAACUGUCUCCAUGGAGGCACAUGUGUGGAGGUGGAAGGGGAAUGGCACUGUAUUUGUUUAGAUGGGUACAUUGGUACCUACUGUGAGAUGGCUGUUAACCUGUGCGACAACCACACCUGCUACAAUGAUGGGCUGUGUCUACUGAACUCUACUCAGCAGCCUUAUUGCAUCUGCAAGGCCAACUUCACUGGUGAAAAUUGUUCUACAAGCUUGGUCUGUGAUCCUACCUUCUGCAACGGCCAUGGAGUUUGUUUGCACAAAGAGAAUGGCAACAGCUGUGUAUGUGAAACAGACCACACUGGAGAAUUCUGUGAACAAGGAUUGGCCUGUGACCGUCACCACUGUAACCUUAGCAACACCAUUGAAUGUCUGGACAAUGAGGGCAGCUAUGUCUGUGUUUGCCGUACAGGAUGGACUGGCAAAACCUGUAGUGAGUCAGUUGACAGGUGUGAACCGAACCCCUGUGAACAUGGGGCCACCUGCAUUUACCAUGGCAACCACUUCAUGUGCACCUGUCCUGACGGAUAUAUAGGUUACAAUUGUGAGAUAAACAUAGAUGAGUGCAGCAGCUCUCCUUGCCUGAAUGGAGGAAGUUGUUUGGAUGAGGAGUCUGGGUACACGUGCACCUGUGGGCCACACUUUACUGGUACUCGAUGUGAGGACGAGCUGGACGCCUGUGUGUCAAGCCCCUGUGGUCUUCAUGGACAGUGUGUGGACACGCUACAUGGAUACUCAUGUCUGUGUAAUGCUGGAAGGACAGGAUCAGAAUGUGACGAGAUUGUCUCCCCCUGCCUGUCCAAACCAUGCCAGAAUAAUGGCACCUGUAUUCAACUUAAUGACAUCUUUACCUGCCAGUGUACAUCUGACUACAAAGGCAAGGAUUGUGAUGCAGUUAUUACACCAUGUGACUCUCACCCAUGUUUAAAUGGUGCUACAUGUCACUACCUUGACCUGACCGUCAACUGUCAUUGCCCAACUGGCUACCAUGGAGACCGCUGUGAGGCUGAGUGUGAAGCUGGGGUUUGUGAAAAUGGUGGGAACUGUUUGAAGAAGGGAGCUGAGAUUGUGUGCUCAUGUUUGCCUGGAUUUACAGGGAAAACAUGUGAAAAAGAUCUGCUAGGUAACUAUGACAUGUACCUGUCAGGUCAAGCACCUGUGACGUGUUCACAGCAUUAUGCAUCAGGCAGUCUGUCACAGCUAGCCAUGUGUGUGUGGGUUUUCCAGCCUCCAACAACUGAAACAUUCCUUAGGGUUACAAAUGAUAGUGUUGAGGAGAUGUUGUCAGUGUCAGGUGAGAGGUUUCGUCUGUCCUUGUUCCCUGACCUUCCCACCCACAUUUCCCCCUGGUCCCCGGGGCAGGGAUGGACACGCCUCUGUGUCACAUGGUCUGGCCAGACUGGACAGUGGGCAGUGUGGGCAAACAACAUGCAGAUUGGCAGUGGCAUGGAGUAUGGCAUGGGAAGGCAUAUUGAAGGGUUGGUAGUUACUGUAGGCCAUAUAAACGGGCCUCUCUUCCCUGUAAGACUUACAGGGCUGGAUGUUUACAGUGGCAUGCAACCCAUUGACCUGCCCUUAGACAACUGCACUGGUAACCAUGGUGAUGUGCUGAGCUGGGCUGGGUACUCCAUAUGCAUACAGCAGGCAGAGAGUAUGGUGGCACCUUCCACCUGCCCUACUAGCGUAGAAAAUGAUAAGAGCCCUCCUUCAGUGGUUAACUGCCCUAGUGACAUUACUGUAGAAGUGUACGCUGAAGAGCCUCGUACAGAGGUCACAUGGCAGAAGCCCGAGUUCACUGACAAUGUAGAGGUGGUGGACGUCAAGCAAACACACUAUUCAGGUCAGGUAUUCACCUUUGGAGAGUAUUUCAUCACAUAUACAGCAUUUGACAGAAGCAACAACUCGGCGUCAUGUACAUUCAGGCUGUUUGUAUUAGCCCAGGUUUGCAAAGCGCCAGUCAUGCCUGAGAGCACAGAGGUGUCAUGUGACCAGCUAGAGCAUGCUGGGAAGGUGUGUGAGGUAUCGUGCCUUGGUAACUACGCUUUCAUGGAGCCUGUGCCACUGUUCUUCAAGUGUGGGCCUGAAGGAUUAUGGGAUCCCCCUCGAGGAACGACAUUCAACUUCCCCCAUUGCACUGGUUACAUAUUCCCGACACUAACAUACAGUGGUAACAUGACCUUGAUGGCUUCGUCUGAUACUGUAUGCUCUGAAAGCUCCAAGAUGGAAGUUGCAUGCCGCCUGCUACAGCGGGCUGUCCAGACUGGUUUGUCUCAUGGUGUUAAAUGUACAGACUGUGCGUCUGUAGACUGUGACAUAAAGGAAGUCCAUGUAGACUGUCUCAUCCAGUCCAUCACAAAAAGAUCAACUGAACCAGUCAUCUUUGAUGCAAACUUUACAUUUUCUUCUGAGAUGUCAGUCCCAGUGAUUCCAUAUUCCAAAAUUGGUGAGUUCCAAACUAGCCUGAAGUCGGGGGUUGCAGGUUACCAGGUUCUGUCAGUUGCCAUGGCAGCCAGCACUUCCUGUGUAGAUAGUCAGGUCUUCACCGAUAACAAGUGUGUGAACUGUAGUGCGGGGUUUUACUACAAAUCCUCCCAGUGUGUGCCAUGUCCAGUGGGUCAGUAUGCUGAUGGUGAGAGUCAGACCUCGUGUACACCGUGUGAACCUGGCUUUACCACCAGAGGAUUGGGGGCUACCAGUCUAAAAGACUGCUAUUUAUCAUGCUCCCCCGGCCACUAUGCGUUGGAUGGUAGCUGUGAAAAGUGUGAAUUGGGCUUCUACCAAGACCAACCUGGAGCCCGGGCCUGUAUCCCUUGUCCCCUUGGCAACAUAACUCUCUCCCCAGCUGCCACCUCCAUCAGACAGUGUGAAUUUGCGUGUAGUAUGCUUGGGUUUGAGCUCUCCUUGGAUGGAAACUGUGUGCCAUGUUCCCUGGGAACAUACAAGUCGGAGAGGUCAGAGGUCAGCUGCCAACCAUGUCCCUACGGUUACACCACACUCACGACAGGGGCCUCCAGCGUGAACAAGUGUAUACUGGUCUCAGACGCAGCACAAUGUGAGAGUUGUGGCCUGUCCUCACAGUGUGUAGAGGCAGAAAAUGGUUUCCAGUGUCAGUGUGAGGAAGGAUUUACACUCAAUGGGAACUCCUGCUCACCUGUUGAACCUGGUGUCAAGCAGGUAACACCAGAUGAAGGUGUAUCCACAGCUCUUGUGGCAGCAGUUGGUGGCAGUGUUCUAGGAGUAGUCCUCAUUUUUGCUGCCAUUGUCUAUGUUUGUCUUCGCAGGCACACAGGCAACUGUCAUAACAAGGCUCCAAACAACAUCAACUUGUACCGCUGGGAUCUACGUUCAAGUUUUCGGGCGUUUGCCAAGCGUUACAGCCCCUGGGCAUCUGACUGGUCGGAGAGGAGUCAGAGACCCUCAGAAAUUGAUCUCCCAGUGAGGCUUCAUUCCUUGACACCUGUCCGAGAGGAUUACAGUGAGGGCAGUGGUAUUACCAGUAACAGUUACUUCUGAGGUAUCACCAAGAUUAGCUACUUCUAAACAGUGAUCUCAUAUUAAGCUCACCCCCGGUGACUUUUAUGAUAACAUUCUAGUUAUGAUUUGGACAAAUUCAUUGUGACAAAGCGUUCCAUGCAUUUUUCAUGUGUUAUUUUAAUUAAUGACUUUAAUGGAAUUGCUAAGUGCCACAAUUUAAUCAGAUUGUUUUCAUUAUCUUUAUUAAUUGUAUAUGUUGAUUCUGUAUAUUUGUAUUAUGUACUGGACUUUUCUAUGAUCAAUAUGAAGUAAACUAUAUGGUUAUUUAGAUGUUUACUAUAUUAUUUAUACCAAAAAAGGGAGACCUUUUAAGAAAUCUCAUAAAGAUAUUAGCUAACAAACAUUUUGUAUGAUCAUGUUUCCAUCACAAAUACGUUGUAUGAUCAUGUUACCAUGUCCUAUAUUACAUUCAUUGACUUGGAAAUAGCUUUAAUAUUAUUGUGUUUAUGUUCUAGAAUGUUAAAUUAUGAACCUGUGUAUUCAUGUACAUAUGUUUUAUGAUUAUGUUGCCAUCACAAAUAUGUUGUAUGAUUAUGUUGCCAUCACAAAUAUGUUGUAUGAUCAUGUUGCCAUCACAAUUAUGUUAUAUGAUUGUGUUGCUAUCGCAAAUAUGAUUAUGUUGCCAUCACAAAUAUGUUGUAUGAUUAUGUUGCCAUCACAAAUAUGUUGUAUGAUUAUGUUGCCAUCACAAAUGUGUUGUAUGAUCAUGUUGCCAUCACAAUUAUGUUAUAUGAUUGUGUUGCUAUCGCAAAUAUGUUAUAUGAUUAUGUUGCCAUCACAAAUAUGUUUUAUGAUUAUGUUGCCAUCACAAAUAUGUUGUAUGAUUAUGUUGCCAUCACAAAUAUGCUGUAUGAUUAUGUGUCCAUCACAGAUAUGUUAUAUGGAUCAUGUCAUAUGAUCAUGUUGCCAUCACAAAUAUGUUAUAUGGAUAAUGUUAGAUGAUCAUUUUGCCAUCACAAAUAUGUUAUAUGGAUCAUGGUAGAUGAUCAUGUUGCCAUCACAAGAAUGUUGUAUGAUUAAGUUGCCAUCACAGAUAUGUUAUAUGGAUCAUGGUAGAUGAUCAUGUUGCCAUCACAAAUAUGUUGUAUGAUUAUGUUGCCAUCACAAAUAUGCUGUAUGAUUAUGUUGCCAUCACAAAUGUGUGGUAUGAUCAUGCUGCCAUUACAAUUAUGUUGUAUGAUCAUGUUGCCAUUAUAAUUAUUUUGUAUGAUUAUGCUGCCGUCACAAUUAUGUUGUAUGAUGACAUUGCCAUCACAGAUCAAGUUUCAUAUAAAUGUUCCAGAAGUUUCAUAGUACUAGAAUGUUAACUUUGAUAUUUCUUAUGCAUCUGUGAAAUCGUUCACAUGUGUUUAAUUAAGGUGUCUCUAAUUUAUUGCAUAGUACACGGUAUUUGUGUCAACAUUUUAUUUAUUUAUGGGAAGGCUUUCUGUGUAUGCUUGUUGCACAAAGUAUGUGGCUUUUGCACAUGUUUGAUUUUUGCAUGUAAAUUAUUGUUUCCUUUGAAUUGAUAUUCAUAUAUAUGUUGCAUUUUGUGUUUUUUAGUUACUUGUGUUCAAAUAUUGUUUGUUUUCCAAUGCAAUAUAUAUAUUCAUUUGAUAUUAAGUUCAUCUUGUGCAAUGUCAAUUGUUUUAUGACAUUACUGUGUUUAUCUGUUUCCAGAAUAAUUGUUAUGUUACGGAAAAGUAAUCUUGUUAUUUCAAAUUUGAUUCCUUCUUUAUAGUAAAGUAUUCUAGAUUUUAUGAAUUUAAAUACAAAGCAAGCCAGUAAUGGUUAUUUUUUAAAUAGAGUUUGAUUAUUUUAUAAAUGAUCAAGUACAGCAUCGUUUUUAUUAUCCAUGGGCACAUUUUAAUAAAGAAGUUUAGUAGUUGGUUGUUAAAUGAUUAUAAAUGUCCCAAAUGGCAACACAUUCAUUAACAUUAGUUCCUCAACUUUUUGUUCAUUUGUAAUGCUGGCUAAAGUUCAAUUUAUUUAAAUAUGUAGCAUGGUAUUGAAAUUAUGACAAUAAGACAAUUUAUGACAAUAAGACCAUUUCAAUUCAUGACUAAAAUUGACUAAGAUCUGAAUUAGAACAGCCUCCUGGCCCCAAUUUCUCCAAGCAUCUUAACCUUAAAAGGCUUAGGUAGCUUCAUUCAAUCAGCCAAAAUACAUACAUAUUUGUACCUUAGAUUUGUUUUUGAUAAAUAAAGAAAAGAUUUUUGUGAUUUUUUACAUGAAGUUAAUUCCUAUUUAAAGUCUAAGAACUCUUAAAGAAGUAAGUAUUAAGCAAAUCAUAAAAGACAAAAAUGGUGAGUUUACCUGAAUCUUGUAUUAUGGGACUUCAGAAGUUUCUGAAAAUUUGGCCAAAAGAAUAAGUCUUUACAAUAAGUUGCUGUAGUUUAAAUGCUGCUGUGUGUGUCGUGUAAGUUUUCCAAUGUUUCUGUUGAUUCAGUAUGCCAAUUUGCUCAUCUUUGUGACAAUCAUAUCAUGAAGAAUUGAACAUAUCUUUCAUAUGUGGACAAAAAAAUUACUCACUUUGUUUUAAAAAUUAUAAGUAUAAAUUUGUACCUUUGCUUGUAAAUCGUCAUUGGGAAAAAAAUGGUUACUUCAUGGUUUGUUUUUCUUCAAUAUAUGUUUGGCAGUUUAUAGAUGCACAACGCAGUAAAAGCAUGAUAUAUUUUGUGGUGUUAUAAUAUUAUUUGUAUUUUUUCCCCUUUUUAUGAUUUUAUACUAAAGAUUUGGUUACUUUUCAGAAAAGGAAGCUUGCCAAACUUAAUUGGUUAUUCCAGUAGUAGUUCUGUUUUUGUUACAUUUGUUAUUUAUGUAAAAGAACAUUCCACUGUUUUAAAAAAAAUAAAGAGUUGAACCUUUU